Molecule: messenger RNA, 10052 nt
Organism: Dermacentor albipictus
Lineage: Eukaryota; Metazoa; Arthropoda; Arachnida; Ixodida; Ixodidae
Product: myb/SANT-like DNA-binding domain-containing protein 1
Biological process (GO): positive regulation of DNA-templated transcription
Cellular component (GO): nuclear body
Source: RefSeq, a predicted model, not a curated record
UCCUUGAUAGCCUGGGUCUUUGUGCAAGCUACAGUGAAGUGAUUGAUUGCAGAAUCUGGUUUUGCUGCCACACUUGGUUGUGGUAACUGUGUUACAGAUGUGGGGGCCUGGUCAGUUGCAUUGGUAAGCAGUCCCUCGAGGUAAGCAUUUGCUCCUGCAGUCCGCAAAGCGACAUAGACUCCCAGUAUACACACACCGUAACUGGUGCGCCCCGUUCGUUCUGGCCUGCUGCAGCCAUGGGCAAAUUGUGCUUGUGGCCUACCUCGGCCAUGAUUUGCUCAAAACGGAGACCAGCAUAUGUGCUUACAUGGUUCGAAGUGUAUGAAGUUGAUAGCCGUAUGGGUGGAAAGGCCCGCAAGAAUGGCUGCCGAAGGUGAUGCCCACAAAAGCGACUUGUCCACAUUGCGACAAAGUGGGACACAAAGUGUGAGCCACACAUAGCGGCCCCCGAAAGAAAAUAAAUGUGCAGGUUGGAAAGGAGUUAACGCUAAAAUGCCGGGUAGUCCAUGUUGCUGUGUUGGUUGCGGCAGCAGAUGCCUGCGUCACCUGAUUGCUUCGCAAUGGAAGUUGCUCAUCUUCAACGGCAACUGUUGGUUCAAACAGGUGCAAGGCUCUGUCCAAUCUGUUUGUACCGCAGGUUGUCGCUCGUUACCAGACCACCACAUGUGACAAAGGCAAGCAUUAUGCCUGUAAGAUGGUACGUAGCCAAUGUAUAAUGUAUUGUCAACCUCAAGCGGUGACUGAUUGCCGUUUAAUUUUGCUGUUAUGUCACUUGGUUACGGUCGCAGUUUUAUGUUUUUCGAAUAUUGCUGCCUGGUCGGUUGCACUGGGAAGCAGCCUCUCGAAGUAAGAAUUUGAUCCUGCAGUCUGCACAGCGACAUAGACUCCCAAUUUACGCACACCGUGAUUCGUGCUCCCCGUUCACCCUUUCCUGCUGCAGCCAUGGGCAAAUUGUGCCUCUGGCCUUUCUCGGCCGCGAUUAGGCAUGAACGGAGACCAGCAUAAGUGCUUACAUGGUCGGACGUGUAUGAAGUUGGGUGGAAAGGCCCGCAAAAGUGGCCGAUGAAGGUGAUGCCCACGAAAGCGACUUGUCCAUAUUGAGACAAUGUGGGACACCAAGUGUGAGCCACACAUUAGCGGCCUCCAAAAGAAAAGAAACAUGCAGGCUGGAAAGGAGUCAAUGCUAAAAUGAUGGGUAGUCCAUGUCGCUGUGUAGGCUGCGGCAGCAGAUGCCUGCGUCACCCGACUGCUUUGCACUGCAAGUUGCUCAUCUUUAACAGCGACUGUCGCCGCAAACAGGUGGGACACUCUGUCCAAUCUGUUUCUGCUGCUGGUUGUUGCUCGUUAGUAGACCACCACGUGCGACGAAGUCGGGCACUACGCCUGUAGGUAGGCAGCUCAAUGUACCCUAAGAGACCCGUGUAUGUGAAUGCUCACUGUUGCCAUAUGGUUCGUCGCCAAUGUAUGAUGUAUUGUCUGAACCUCAUGCGGUGACUGAUUGCUGUUUAAUUUUGCUGUUAUGUCACUUGAUUAUGGUCGCAGUGUUAUGUUUUUCGAAUAUUGCGGCCUGGUCGGUUGAACUGGGAAGCAGCCUCUCGAAGUAAGAAUUUGAUCCUGCAGUCUGCACAGCGACAUAGACUCCCAAUUUACGCACACCGUGAUUCGUGCUCCCCAUUCACCCUUUCCUGCUGCAGCCAUGGGCAAAUUGUGCCUCUGGCCUUUCUCGGCCGCGAUUAGGCAUGAACGGAGACCAGCAUAAGUGCUUACAUGGUCGGACCUGUAUGAAGUUGGGUGGAAAGGCCCGCAAAAGUGGCUGAUGAAGGUGAUGCCCACGAAAGCGACUUGUCCAUAUUGAGACAAUGUGGGACACCAAGUGUGAGCCACACAUUAGCGGCCUCCAAAAGAAAAGAAACAUGCAGGCUGGAAAGGAGUCAAUGCUAAAAUGAUGGGUAGUCCAUGUCGCUGUGUAGGCUGCGGCAGCAGAUGCCUGCGUCACCCGACUGCUUUGCACUGCAAGUUGCUCAUCUUUAACAGCGACUGUCGCCGCAAACAGGUGGGACACUCUGUCCAAUCUGUUUCUGCUGCUGGUUGUUGCUCGUUAGUAGACCACCACGUGCGACGAAGUCGGGCACUACGCCUGUAGGUAGGCAGCUCAAUGUACCCUAAGAGACCCGUGUAUGUGAAUGCUCACUGUUGCCAUAUGGUUCGUCGCCAAUGUAUGAUGUAUUGUCUGAACCUCAUGCGGUGACUGAUUGCUGUUUAAUUUUGCUGUUAUGUCACUUGAUUAUGGUCGCAGUGUUAUGUUUUUCGAAUAUUGCGGCCUGGUCGGUUGAACUGGGAAGCAGCCUCUCGAAGUAAGAAUUUGAUCCUGCAGUCUGCACAGCGACAUAGACUCCCAAUUUACGCAUACCGUGAUUCGUGCUCCCCAUUCACCCUUUCCUGCUGCAGCCAUGGGCAAAUUGUGCCUCUGGCCUUUCUCGGCCGCGAUGAGGCAUGAACAGAGACCAGCAUAAGUGCUUACAUGGUCGGACCUGUAUGAAGUUGGGUGGAAAGGCCCGCAAAAGUGGCUGAUGAAGGUGAUGCCCACGAAAGCGACUUGUCCAUAUUGAGACAAUGUGGGACACCAAGUGUGAGCCACACAUUAGCGGCCUCCAAAAGAAAGAAACAUGCAGGCUGGAAAGGUGUCAAUGCUAAAAUGAUGGGUAGUCCAUGUCACUGUGUAGGCUGCGGCAGCAGAUGCCUGCGUCACCCGACUGCUUUGCACUGCAAAUUGCUCAUCUUUAACAGCGACUGUCGCCGCAAACAGGUGGGACACUCUGUCCAAUCUGUUUCUGCUGCUGGUUGUUGCUCGUUAGUAGACCACCACGUGCGACGAAGUCGGGCACUACGCCUGUAGGUAGGCAGCUCAAUGUACCCUAAGAGACCCGUGUAUGUGAAUGCUCACUGUUGCCAUAUAGUUCGUCGCCAAUGUAUAACGUAUUGUCUGAACCUCAUGCGGUGACUGAUUGCUGUUUAAUUUUGCUGUUAUGUCACUUGGUUAUGGUCGCAGUGUUAUGUUUUUAGAAUAUUGCGGCCUGGUCGGUUGCACUGGGAAGCAGUCUCUCGAAGUAAGCAUUCGCUCCUGCAGCCUGCACAGCGACAUAGACUCCCAAUUUUCAUGCACCGUGAUUCGUGCUCCCCGUUCGCGCUUUCUUGCUGCAGCAAUGGGCAUAUUGUGCCUCUGGCCUUUCUCGGCCGCGAUUAGGCAUGAACGGAGACCAGCAUACGUGCUUACAUAGUCCGAUGCGUAUGAAGUUGAUAGCUACAUGGGUGGAAAGGCCCGCAAAAGUAGCUGAUGGAGGCGAUGCCCACGAAAGCGACUUGUCCAUAGCGAGACAAUGUGAGACACCAAGUGUGAGCCACACAUUAGCGGCCCCCGAAAGAAAAGAAACGUGCAGGUUGGAAAGGAGUGAACGGCUAAAAUCUGGGGUAGCCCAUGUCGCUGUGUAGGCUGCGGCAGCAGAUGCCUGCGUCUCCCGAUUGCUUCGCAAUGCAAUUUGGGCAUUUUUAACGGCGACUGUCGCUGCAAAUAAGUGGCACACUCUGUCCAAUAUGCUUCCGCUGCUGGUUCUUGCUCGUUAACCUGACCACCACGUGCGACGACGACGGUGAGCCGUUUACGAGCUCGCGUCAAUGAUUCCAGCGUAUCUCGACAUGCAAAUUUUAUUUCUGCUAUUGCACGAGGAUGUACACUGCUUGUCUUCUGCCAAUAAAGUCGCGCGUUCUGUUCACUCACUUGUGGCUUGUUUGUAUGGGCGUCAGUAGAGGCUCUUGGCAAUUAGAACGCACCAGCUAAGCGGCAGCGAAGGCAUUGAGGCAUGCCGCAUAGCCUGCAGGGCAAGCACGGCACGUACCAGCGUACGCGACCGGCAAAAAACGGCCAUAUUGAAUUUUGCGCUAAAAAAAAAAAGUUUGCACUUCCGCUUCCGGAUUGAGCAACGUCAUCUGGCGUCCCCGAAAGUUAGUUCCAUGCGCUGCCGCUGCUUAUUUUCGAACCACUGCCAAAGGUACAGUUCCCCUUCUCUAAAGUUGUUCUUUAUUCUAUGUGCUUGGUGCGCGUUUUGCUUUAUGUGGGAACGACGACGCUCUCGAAGGGGAGCGAAGCAGCAAGAUGGCAGCGAUGGCGACGUCUUCGAGAGAUGCGUACUUCAAGCAUCGGUCGCGAACCCGCACCUCGAACUGGGGCGAUGUGGAGACGUACCAGCUCAUUGAGCUGUGGCAGUCGUUCCGCUACGAUCUGCAGCAGACGAAAAAGCGCCGGCCCAUCUUCGAGCAGAUGAGUCGACUAAUGCACGGGCUGGGCUUCAAGAGAGACGCUAACGAGAUACAGGGGAGAAUUACAAACCUCGCCUAUUUGUACAGGCGUGAAGGCAAGCUUCGACUUGAGAACCCAUUGCGAACCCCUUGGAAGUUCUGGGACAAUGUGCACAAAGUACUUCACGGUGAACCACCACGUCGUACACCUAUUCAGGCACGCCAGAUUUUACCAAGAGGGACGUCCUGCAGUUUCGGCCUUUUCCUCCUGCUUUUUCAUCCAGAGCCUGUGUCCUUACCAAAUACAGAGGCACGGAUGAUACCACCUGACACCACACUGACGGUGGUCAACGUUCCUCUACCUGAUGUUUCCGUUGUCAAAGUAGAAAAACCAAGUGUGCCUGAGAGCACUUCAGCUGGGGAUGGCCGGAAGAGUCCUCCAGAUGAAUCGACUGCAGCCAAUGAAGCCUGGACAGACCAUUCUGCAGCCUCCAUAGUGAAUGGGGAGCAUUCAGAAGAAGAUGAAGAAGGCAGCGACAGCUAUCCCCAUGCAUCCCUGCACUUCCCAUCUGAAUGUCCGUGUGACAUUCUCAAAAUUGUGGCUGAGCAACAGCGGCUCAUGGCACUGCAGAUUCUCAACGAGGAGGAGAUUCGUCAUGAAGAGAGAGUUCGCAUUGUGCUGGAGAUGGAGAACCGGCUGAAGCAGGAGCACAACAAUUUCAAGCUAGCACUCAUUGAUAGACUCAACAAAGGCUUCACUCAGAUCCUAAUGGCACUGAAAUCUUCCACUACAUCUUAGGGGCCCUGGUGGUCGCAUUGUUGGGAGGGGUGCUGCCUUUUUUUUUUAUUGCAGCAUGGGAGACUGGCCUGCUUCAGCAGUGCUUCUUGCCCAGAGCAACUGCCUGGAAGCAGUUUGGCGUUGCAUUAUUAUGCAGUUUUACCGUAUUAUGCAAUUUAUAAGCCUUUAAGCAACUAGUUCUAUUCUAAUACCAUAGAUACUCUAAGCCGGGAGCAGGCUUAUUUCAGUGCUACAGACGCACUUGUUUAUGUCUGCAUCAAAGUGUGAUGUGGUGUUAGCAAGCUUAGGCACAGCUGAAGAUGCAAGACUUGUGUAGGCAUUCAAGAAUUCAGGGCUGGCUUGGCAAGAUCAAACAUGAUUGCUUCAUUUUCAAAACUGUGAUAAAGAAUAUUGUUGGACUCAGCUUUUUUGGCUCAUUUCAGAGCAACAUGAGCUCAGGCAUGACUGUUCACUCCAGGAUUAGGUGUCUGGGACAUGGAAUAUAGAGCAAUCAAACAAAACCAUCUCCCUAGGUGGAAUGUAGAACUGUCUUGUUUGUAUCUCCGAGCCUGCCCAGGUAGCAUUUGGUCAUGCACAUUUCUUAACUGUAUAGGUUAGGCUAGGUUUUACGAAUAGGAUGUGUAGUACAUAAUACUGCUAUUCUUAGGGCCCGAAAAUCUGUGAGAUUCUGUGGCAGUUUUCAUUGCCAUACUUGGUGUCUUGAAAAGCCUUAUUUCUCAUGAGGGAACUCAUGUUGACAAGGGUCAACACAGUAAUGACAUUUGUGGCCCUUUUGUGUAUGUUCCCUCUGUGCUUUAUGCUGCAUGCAGCCUGUGCAUCAGUCCAACUUGAUUCUGUGUCACAUUGCAGACUUGUAUUAGUUCAUUUGUCCUAAGGGAGUGAAGUCACUUUUUUUGUUGUAUGUGCUUGUUGUAUGUACCUUUGCUCUGCAAAAAUUUUUGUAUGUGUAGGCAGCUGAAACUUCAAAAGCGUCAUUAUGCUCACUUUGAGCUUCACAACUUGUUAAGUGUGGUGAGAAGUCCACCACGUAGUACGCUGUGGUUUUUAAUUUUUCUGGGUUUCACUACUGUGGUUGUUGUGCCCCAUAAAAGUGUGGCUUAUGUGUAUUCCAAUUUGAGGUACAGUUGAACUUCAUUAUAAUGAAGUUGCAUCCAAGAUGAAAAUACCUUUUUUAUGUCUGGUAUUCGUUAUAAGCACAUAUUUUUUACGCUAAAGUUGGCAAGAAAAUUUUAAGUUUACUUUACCAUAUUCAAUAUUUUGUUAUAUCCGUGUUAUAUUGAGGUUCAUCUGUACUCAUCAGCGGUCUGUGAAGAUGAGAGUUCACACUUGAACACUGAAAUUUUUUUAGUUUUUUACACUUGAAGCAUUAUGGAUGUGCCAGUUGUUUUAUUAAUUUUGCACAUUGUGCUUGGUGGCUUUUGUAUGUACCAUAGAAAAUGUCAAUCAUGGCUCUGGUUUUUAUAUGGGUGUGUUCUGUGUACUAACUCGAACAAAGCCUCCCGGUUCAUCCGCCCUGAUUCCUCUUUGGUACUGGUUGUUGGUGUAGUUGAUAAUGCUGGUAAGCUUUUAUCCCUGCAAUUCAUAACCUAAGAUUUCGGGCCCUAGUCAUGUAUGGCUUUGUUAAUGCAUACUCUGCCUCUUGUGUUGGAUAUGUGUGGCAACAGCAGUGUAUUUAGCAUAUCAUAUGUGCAGAACUUUCUGUAAUGUCUUUUGGUAUUUGUAUAUGUUUAUUUAUAUUAAUCAGUCAAUGUCUGUUAAUUUGACCAUAGCAGGACAUGCAAAACUUGUUCAAAUAAUCUGAAGUUCAAAUUAUGGGUGGCAUUUAAAACUUUUGUUGAACUAGUGAUCUAUUUAUUUACUAGCAAUGGUUUGAUAUUGUGGUCUCUACCUUGUUAGUUAGUGUUAUAUGACUAAUGUUGGAUGAACACAAUGCGCUGCAAAGCCUGGCUGCUAUUGUAUGUGCAGGGGAAGAACUGCUCUGCAAGAUGUAUUGUUCGUCGGACUUUCAUUUUGUUGAGACUCCUGUACCUCGUUGUCAUCACCACUGAUGCUGUCCGAAGGACCCACUUUCAGCAUAAGGCAGGAAAAAUUUACGCCAUCUUUUUUGGCCGGUGGCUGACACAGGGGUGUGCCAAUGCUGUUUUUGAAAAUGAAAAGAAUGCAAAUCAAAGAGUUAUUGUGCUGAAUCGAACAUGAAUUGACAUAUUUUUAUAUAUUUUUCAAAUAAUUAAUGUUUUGUACUGGGCUUUCAAACCAAGCUUAUCGAAAUUAGCUUAAGAUUCCCAUGUGAGUGGGAAUCUGGCAGUUUGAAUGGCAGAAUUGUGUGGGCUCUUCAGUUUCGGUUUUCUUUUUAGACUAAAUUAUCUCUUGUUGCGAAACAAAGUGCAAGGUUUUCAGAAGGAUAAUCUAAAAACAAGACUGAUUAAAUUACGCCUUUACUGUCCCUUCAAAGCGCAUCUCACAAUGUGAUUACAUUGUUGGCUCUCAGUCUACUACUUGCAAUCAUAGGUUACCUAUCCUAUAAUCAUGUGCUCUUUAAGUAUAGGUAAAAUGUGAUACCCACCAGGGUGCAGGCAAAUAGCAUGGAAAGUACGGAGUGUGAAAUGGUAGGAAAGGUUCAAGUGAUGCUUUGGUUUUUGAUGGCAGUGUUAUUACCAGAAUAAGUAAAGAGUGUUAUUUAAUUAUGAAUGAACGGGGCCUCAUUAGCAUGUAUGAGCCAUAAUCACAGUGAACAGAGCUGCAUGUUCUCCUUAAUCCUUAUGAAUCAGUAAAGCACAGAAGUGGCGUCGGAGAUCUUUCGUGACACCUACUAGUGCGGGACUAUGUCCAGCUGCUAAAUUUAGAUUAAGUGGAGCAUAAAAUUUGGAAAUAUACUUGAGGGUCUUCCUAUUUGUGUUUUCACAAAAGGCAAGCUGUUCAAAAGUAUCAAGGGAAAUUUUUUAACAUUGUGCUUGAGCUAUAGUGAAGAACUGCUCACCAUCACUCAUAUGGAAGGCUGUUCGCCUUCCUACAUUUGCUACUCAGCCCGGGCUGUCGCUGCCCUGCAAUAUUGCUGGAAAAUAGAAACAGAGUUUUCACACACUCACAUAAAAGUUAGGUAUCAAUAAUUUUAACCCCCUUCCUUGACAGCUGUUAUCCAAAAUUGUGACGAAAAAUGGCAAAAUUAUUUUAAGGACCCCAGUUGCCAACGUGUUUUACCUCCUAAAAAAAAAAAGUUUGCUUCUGCUUGCACUGUCCCAUGAAUUGUGUGCUGCCAUCUAGGAAAAGCAUGACUAAGCACUAAGACAAUACUAGGCUUGUGCAUAGCAUUCCUAUAAGUACUGUUGAGAAGUACUGUUGAGAAGCUAGAAGUGCUGCUGACGAUUUUCAACUGCGCGUGUACCGAGUGUCGGCAGUGUCCUUGGCCAUUUUUACCAGAAAUCUGUGGACGAACCCAGUUCGUCCAUGAAAAUGCUGUACUAGCUAUGCAAAUGCUGAUUGCAGGACAUGAUUUAUGCGCUUUGGCAGACACAAUUGUUGUGAAAAAGUAGAGUUGGCAAUUGCAUAUUCAAAGGGCCCCUGAAACUAUUUUUGUCAUUCUUUAUAGAGUACCGCCUGGGCAUACAGAGCAUCUCUCAUGGAAUGCUUUCUCUAAAGAACUUUGUCUGCAAUAUAUUAACAGAGCUACAAGUGGCUAGACAUUACCCUCCUCUCAAGCCGUAGCAUUCCCCCUCAACGUGCAUUUUGUGUGGCCAUCACUAUGUCUUGCCUCUUUGGGAACAAUACUGAGUGGUGAUGUGAGUGUUGCCUAAUUCUAGUUGAUUUGAACUAAGUGUGCUCCCUAAGCAUGUAUGGUGAUGGUCGCCUCAAAAUGAAGUUUACGUGCAGGGAUCAUGUCUUCCACGGCUUGCAGUCGCUGCAGUUUACUCUGUGCACACACUUCAAAUGCAAAAGGGCGAGUGCUGUUUUACAAGCAUCCUUGAGUGUAGUGUUCAUACUAUACAGGUUUCUCCUGCCAGAAGCAGACAUCGCUGCGCUUAUGUUCAUUUUAGAUAACCCCAUACUACAGCGGUUGUAGCCACUGUAGUCUGUUUAGUCAAUGUUGCAUUCAUUCUCACUUCUCAUACCUUGUGCAGCCUCACAAGCCUACAAUAGAGUUCAGCUUUUAGGUGAAACUAUUCUGCUCCUUUUCUCGCUUGCACAAAUGCAUGUGCACAAACAACAGUUGCAGCAGAUAACCCGUGUUCUCAAGCAGAAGUACACCAUUGGUUUAAAGGAAUGUCUACGUUCAUUGCAUUUGUGUUUUUAUUUUUACAGGUGCACAAAAUAUACAUUCGUACUAUUAAAAAGAAGCUUAGUGGAGUGGCAUGCUUGAAGUAUUCCCGAUCACUCCACUCUAUGCAGAAUGGUCAAGGGAGGGUGAAAAUGUGGGAAGUGGUGCUGCUGCAACUGGUAGCAAUGCAGAAGUUUAAAACCUAAUUACGCAGAGCAAUUAUAUUUUCUCCUUGAUGAUCACAAGCGUCCACCCUACCGACUUUAUGUAUUUGUACACAACUGUAAAAAUCAUUUUAGGGUCCCUUUAACAAAAAUCUGUCAAUUAACAUUUUAACUUUUUACAGUACAACUUUUUUUUCUUUAGUACGCCUGUGUUCCAAGACAUUCAUCACCAAAUUUGACACUCAGUAACUUAAUUUUGUAUUAUAUGAUUUCAUAUGGCAUGCCAGUUGAUAAGAUGGGCAGAGCUGAUAACAGCUGCAUGCCUGCUCUCGGCUGGCAAAAAUGAAGAAACGACUGACUUCUUCCUUUUGCCCAGAAUAAGCCAUGUAACACAUGCUCGUUUGUCUUUGUGUCAAGACUCUGCCUCUGAAUGCAAAAUUAGCUUACUCAUUGUCGAGUUUGAUGACGAAUAUGCUGGAACACACAGGCAGUCUAGAAAAACGAAAUGGAAUUAUCUUGAAAUACAGCUGUCUCCAAGUCUAUA